Molecule: messenger RNA, 4593 nt
Organism: Aedes aegypti (yellow fever mosquito)
Lineage: Eukaryota; Metazoa; Arthropoda; Insecta; Diptera; Culicidae
Product: multidrug resistance-associated protein 1
Exons: 5
Coding region: 103-4467 (1454 amino acids)
Biological process (GO): transmembrane transport
Cellular component (GO): membrane
Molecular function (GO): ABC-type transporter activity; ATP binding; ATP hydrolysis activity
Source: RefSeq, a predicted model, not a curated record
GCGUGCAUUGUGUUGGUCAGUUUCAGUCCAGACUUGGUACCGGAGAGAGCGCGUGCGACACGUGUCUAGCUGACUAUCGGCGCCUACUAUCUACGACCCUAGAUGGCUUUUGAGGAAUUUUGUGGCGGUUCGCUUUGGGACGGUGCGUUGGCUUGGGACCCGGAAGAUCCACGGUUGACUUACUGCUUCCAGCGUGCAGUGCUGCAAUGGGUGCCGUGUUGUUUCAUAGUGAUUUUUUCUGCAUACGAAGUGCACAAAAUAAGAAAAAGUCGAUAUCGGGAUAUCCCCUGGAAUUUGCUGAAUGUGUCGAAAAUGUUUGUGGUGUUUCUGUUGCUUUGUGGCAGUGGCAUAGAUUUGGGCAUGGUAGCUAUGAGCGAAGAAGAUAUUCCAAACGUUGAACCAGUUACGAAAGCGUUCAAUUUUGUGUCGUAUGCAAUCGUGUUGUCACUGCUGUUCUGUUAUAGAAAGUAUGGCAUUCAAAGCUCUGGAACAAUUUUCGUGUUCUGGUUCUUGAGAGUUCUGUUCGGAAUACCUCAGGCUCGUUCUGAGGGUCAAUCGCUGAAACACUCAUCUGGAUACCAAACAUAUCACAUCUACAGUUAUCUCACGCAGUAUGCCAUGAUCUGCAUAUCUCUCGUGCUGGAAAUCUUCCCAGACGAACAGCCUACUACCAGCAGUUACCCGCCAUCGAAGAACCCUAAUCCCGAAUCGUCAUCGAGCUUCCUGUCUAGACUGCUGUUCCUGACUUACGACCGGCUUCUGUGGACCGGAUUUCGAAAGCAGCUCACCAUGGACGAUAUGUACGAUCUGAAUCCGGAGGAUUCAACCAGGGAGAUAAGUCCGGAAUUCGACCGAUAUUGGAACGAACACAUACGCCGACGGGGACGGACACAGCCCAUCGAGGACGGAAAAAGCUCCAACGGGUCGAUUUUGCCGGUCAUUGUCAAGGCGUACUGGGGGCCGUUUGCCUUUGCGGGAGUGAUUCAAGUGUUCAUGACGGCGCUGCAGCUGGCGUCUCCUUAUCUGCUGAUGGCCCUCCUCUCGUGGAUCACCACCGACGGACCCCUCUGGCAAGGGGUAGUCCUUGCCCUCGGCCUUUACCUGUCAUCACUCAUGUAUGCCCUACUGAACGGGCAGUACUACUUCAACAACUUCCGCACCGGAUUCCGCAUCCGAACGGCCCUGGUCAGUGCCAUCUACCGGAAAGCGCUGCGUAUUUCCAACGCGGCCAAACGGGAUUCCACCAUCGGAAACAUCGUUAACCUGAUGGCCGUCGAUGCGCAGCGGUUUGUCGAACUGACGCCGUUCUUGCAUCUGGUAUGGUACGGUCCACUGGUGAUUGGAAUUUGCUUGUGGCUGCUGUACGACAUUCUGGGGGUGGCCGUGUUUGCCGGAUUGGGAGUGAUCUUCCUCAUGAUGCCCCUGUCCAAAGUGAUUUCUACGAGACUGAAGGUGUUGCAAGCGCAUCAGAUGAAGCACAAGGACAGUCGUGUGAAGAAGAUCCAUGAAGUUCUAUCCAGCAUGAAAGUGUUGAAGCUGUAUGCUUGGGAACCUAGCUUCCAACGGUCGAUUCAGGAAACGCGGGAUAAGGAGCUGAAGAUAAUGAAAAAGACGGCCUUCUAUGGGGCGGGAGUGUACUUUGUCUUCACGAUUGCUCCGUUCUUGGUGACUCUGGUAACGUUUACGGUGUAUGUCCUGAUCGAUGAGGAAAACGUUUUGACGGCGCAGAAGGCUUUCGUAUCGCUGGUAUUGUUCAACAUAAUGAAAGUGCCCCUCAGUUGGCUUCCCAUGUUGGUAACCAUGAUGAUGCAAGCAAGGGUGUCGGUGAAACGAUUAAACAAGUUCAUGAACAGCGAGGAAUUGGAUGAGACUGCUGUGACGCACCACAGAAGUGAGGAUGCCUUGUCGAUCAGGGAUGGAAAUUUUAGCUGGGGAGACGUUUUGCCCACACUGAAGAACAUUAACCUGUCGAUACAGAAGGGUCAGCUGUGUGCGGUGGUGGGAUCGGUUGGUUGUGGAAAGAGUUCUCUUCUUGCGGCUUUGUUAGGAGAAAUGAACAAAGUAAGCGGAUCGGUUAACGUCGACGGAUCGUUGGUGUACGUGGCGCAGCAGGCGUGGAUUCAAAAUGCGACUGUUCGAGAUAACGUGCUAUUCGGCAAAGCGUUCGAUCAGCAGAAGUACGAUAGAGUGAUUGAGUGUUGCGCCUUGAAGGCAGAUCUAAAACUGCUGCCGGCUGGAGAUCGAACGGAGAUAGGAGAAAAGGGGGUCAAUCUUUCGGGAGGGCAGAAACAGCGGGUGGCACUGGCACGGGCGGUGUAUGCGGAUGCUGAGAUCUAUCUGUUCGACGAUCCGCUGAGUGCAGUCGAUGUGCACGUUGCAGAGCACAUUUUCCGAAAGGUGAUGGGAGCUAAAGGAAUACUGGCGAAUAAAACUAGACUGUUGGUAACGCAUGGGGAAUCAAGACUUCCUUAUAUCGACAUUAUUUUUGUUAUGAAGAAUGGGGUUAUCGUCGAAAGUGGUUCUUAUCAAGAACUUCUGGAUAUGGGAGGAGAAUUUUCUGAACUCUUUUCGGAACGAAGGACGCGGCAAGAAUACGGAAGGAGUUUAUCCGUAGUAUCGCAACAGUCUGUGACUGGCAAUGAGGCUGUAACUGAAGGUGAAUCCGGCAUAGACCAACGGAAGCAAUCGAAAGUUGCUCCCAAGUCUGCGCUCAUGUCCAAGGAGGAAUCUAAAUCUGGAGCCGUAUCGUGGGAAGUGUAUUGGAUGUUUUUGAAGGCAUUUGGAGCUACCCUAGGAUUCUGGACUUUUGCGUUCAGCGUACUGACACAAAUAAGUGGCAUCUUUUCCAGUUUGUGGCUGUCGAAGUGGACAGAAGAUCCGGUGGCGGCGGCUGACACAACCACUCGCAAUAUCUAUCUCAUGAUCUACGGAUCGUUUGGAAUACUGCAAUCAUUGUCGCUGUUCAUUGGAGCCGUUGUUUUAGCACUAGGGUGUCUUAGAGCAUCCAGAAAUUUGCACAAUGGCCUACUUGAUACAAUUUUGAGGCUGCCGAUGUCGUUCUACGACGCUACACCGAUUGGACGCAUUCUGAAUCGAUUCUCCAAGGACGUAGAUGUGUUGGACAGCGUAUUCCCCGUUACGUUGAGGGGAUGGACAUAUACGUUUUUCAACGCAGUUGGAGUGUUCGUCGUUAUAGUAAUAUCAACGCCUACUUUUCUGGCGGUGGUUCCUUUUCUUUUCGUGGUGUAUUUUCUGAUUCAGAAAAUCUACGUCGCCAGCUCUCGGCAACUCCGGAGACUAGAAUCCAUCACUAAAAGUCCAGUUCUGUCGCAUUUCGAGGAGACGUUUGCAGGGCAGUCAACGAUUCGGGCCUUUGGAGAGCAGGAACGGUUCAUUCGUGAAUCAGAGGAGAAGAUCGAUUUCAACCAGAAGGUGGCUUACCCGGGUUUGCUUACAAAUCGCUGGAUGGCGUUGAGGUUGGAAAUUGUGGGUGCAUUUGUAGUGUUCUUUGCAGCACUGUUGGCCGUAUUGGCAAGGGAAUCUAUCGGGCCAGGUAUUGUGGGUUUGUCGAUAACGUACGCUUUGCAGAUAUCGGCAACCAUGAGCUUCAUGGUGAGAAUGACGUCAGUCAUGGAGACCAAUGUAGUGGCAAUCGAACGGUUAGAAGAGUAUGCUGAAUUACCGGUUGAAUCAAAAUCUGAAAACGCCACUGUCGAGAAAGGAUGGCCACAAGACGGAGAAAUAGAAUUUCAAGAGUACAAACUUCGCUACCGAGAGGGGACAGAUUUGGUGAUCAAAGGCAUUUCGUUAAAAGUUGAGAGUGGUGAGAAAGUGGGAAUCGUAGGAAGAACGGGAGCUGGAAAGUCGAGUCUUUCGAUGGGCUUGUUCCGGAUUGUGGAAGCUUGCAACGGACAAAUCUCAAUCGACGGUAUCGACAUCUCUAAAGUAGGGUUACAUCAGUUGCGAAGCCGUCUGACCGUCAUUCCACAAGAUCCGGUGCUGUUCGCGGAAAGCAUCCGAAGAAAUUUGGACCCGUUCGAGGCCUACUCGGAUGACCAAAUCUGGCGAGCGUUGGACAUGUCACAUUUGGCUCAGUUUGUCAAAAGCCUUCCCAAUGGAUUGCAGCACAAAGUAACCGAAAACGGAGAAAACCUGUCCAUGGGUCAGCGCCAACUGAUUUGUCUGGCGCGUGCCGUGCUGCGAAAAAGUAAAAUUUUAAUCUUGGACGAAGCAACCGCUGCCGUUGACAUGGAAACGGAUAAAGCAAUCCAGAGAGCAAUCAGAACCGAAUUUUCUGACUGCACGGUGCUAACGGUGGCCCAUCGACUGAACACAAUUAUCGACUACGAUAAAAUAGUGGUGCUCGAAAAUGGUACUGUCGCAGAGUACGGUACUCCUCAGACACUGUUGGAAGAUAAAACAUCGUCGUUUUAUCGGAUGGUGAAGAAAGCAGGAAUUAUUGAAUAGUUUUACGUUUUAUUAGUACAAAUACAAUGUCGUUGUUUAAUCUACUUCCUAUUCUAACUAUAAAUAUAGUUGAAAGAGUAUUUCUAAGUGAAGACACGGACCUGAAAUAAAUCAAUUGUAAUGAAA